UGCAGUGGUACUACCCUGCUCUGCUGGGGGCCUGGAUUUAUUUCUGUCUGUAAAGCAUUUGGAGACCAUCAGGUACCAGACAUGGGCAGAGUGAAAACCAUGACAUGACUAUUAUUGACCGACUGCAGUGAAAGAGAAGAGUAAAGCACCGGGACCUAUCAAAGGUCUUAGCCGUAGCUGUCUGUUCGCUGCAUUCUGGAAUCUAUCGUUGGAGCCUUGUCUUUCUAGAAGAUGUUUUCUCAGACAGCUGUGUCACGAUCGGGGCUAUCUGGUGACCCAGGAUGAAUUGGAUCAGACCUUAGAAGAGUUUAAAGCCCAAUUUGGCGAUAAGCCCAGUGAAGGGAGACCACGGCGGACUGACCUUACAGUGCUGGUGGCCCAUAAUGACGAUCCCACAGAUCAGAUGUUUGUCUUCUUCCCUGAGGAGCCCAAGGUUGGGAUAAAGACAAUCAAGAUGUACUGCCAGAGAAUGCAGGAAGAGAACAUCACCAGGGCUCUGAUUGUGGUGCAGCAGGGCAUGACUCCCUCAGCAAAGCAGUCGUUGGUGGACAUGGCUCCCAAAUACAUCCUGGAACAAUUCCUGCAGCAGGAGCUGCUGAUCAACAUCACAGAGCAUGAGUUGGUUCCAGAGCACGUGGUCAUGACAAAGGAAGAAGUAACUGAAUUACUGGCCAGAUAUAAACUGAGAGAGAACCAGCUCCCCAGGAUACAGGCUGGAGAUCCCGUGGCCAGGUACUUCGGAAUAAAGCGAGGGCAGGUGGUCAAGAUCAUAAGACCGAGUGAGACUGCCGGGCGCUACAUCACCUACCGACUGGUUCAGUAAUCUUUGCUGUACAUCAGGUAUGGAAGAGGAAUCCUGUGUUAUCUGACCUACGCCCUGGUGGCUCUCUGGGUUGUCUGUCAUCUUAAAUCCAGAUCCUUGAAUGUGAUUUCAAGUCCUAGCUCUUCCUUUGCGCUCGCUUACCCCCCUCUCACUCCCUGGAGGCCUCCUGCCUGGACUGAAGCUCAAUUCCAUGAGCUAUUUAAUUUAAUUUUGAACGGAAUUUUAUUUUAAUAAAGGUUUGUGCUACA
Malaclemys terrapin pileata is the source of this 1071-nucleotide messenger RNA. RefSeq names its product RNA polymerase II, I and III subunit E (gene POLR2E). Gene Ontology annotation, biological process: DNA-templated transcription. Gene Ontology annotation, cellular component: RNA polymerase II, core complex; RNA polymerase I complex; RNA polymerase III complex. Gene Ontology annotation, molecular function: DNA-directed RNA polymerase activity; DNA binding. Bases 404 to 823 code for a protein of 139 amino acids. The transcript is spliced from 8 exons. Lineage: Eukaryota; Metazoa; Chordata; Testudines; Emydidae. The record is from RefSeq and is a predicted model, not a curated record.